Terrapene triunguis (Three-toed box turtle) is the source of this 2593-nucleotide messenger RNA. RefSeq names its product catenin alpha like 1 (gene CTNNAL1). Gene Ontology annotation, molecular function: actin filament binding; cadherin binding. NCBI's taxonomy places the organism in Eukaryota, Metazoa, Chordata, Testudines, Emydidae. The record is from RefSeq and is a predicted model, not a curated record. Gene Ontology annotation, biological process: Rho protein signal transduction; cell adhesion. The transcript has 19 exons. The coding region runs from base 60 to 2351 and encodes 763 amino acids.
ACUAGCGCGCUGCGGGCCGGGGGAGGCGCCACGGAGCCGGUCCGGUUGCGGCUCCCGCCAUGGCCACGUCCCCGUGCAGCAGCAGCGGCGUCUCCUCCGCGUCGUCAGCGGGGCUGGGCGCGGAGGCGGCGCUGGAGAUCCGCACGCGCUCGGUGGAGCAGACGCUGGUCCCGCUGGUGUCGCAGAUAACUACUCUUAUUAACCAUAAGGAUAAACCAAAGCGGUCAGACAAGACGCUGCAAGCAAUUCAGCGGGUGGGCCAAGCGGUUAAUCUAGCAGUUGGAAGAUUUGUUACAGUAGGAGAAGCCAUAGCCAAUGAAAAUCGAGAACUGAAAGAGGAAAUGAGUAUUGCUUGCAUUGAGGCAAAGCGAGCAGGUGAAACAAUUGCACAACUUACAGAUGUAGCUAACUUGGAUCAUCCAGAAUCUGAUGGCCGGAUAACAAUUUUUACAGACAAAACAGGAGUAGUAAAAGCUGCAAGAUUGCUUCUUUCGUCAGUGACAAAGGUGCUGGUGCUGGCAGACAGAAUAGUUAUUAAACAAAUUUUAGCUUCCAGAAACAAGGUUCUUGCAACAAUGGAACAGCUAGAGAAAGUGAGUAGUUUUCAAGAGUUUGUGCAAAUAUUCAGUCAGUUUGGAAAUGAAAUGGUGGAGUUCGCCCAUUUAACUGGAGACCGACAAAAUGAUUUAAAGGAUGAAAAGAAAAAAGCUAGAAUGGCGGCAGCUAGGGCUGUUCUUGAGAAAUGCACCAUGAUGCUUCUCACUGCUUCAAAGACAUGUCUGAGGCAUCCUGACUGUGAAUCUGCUCGUUUAAACAAAGAAGGAGUGUUUCACCGAAUGAGAUUAGCUUUGGAGCAGGUAAUAGAGAUCGUAACUGACUCUAGACCCAGUGGAGAGAAUGAAAUGGCCUCCAUAAGUAUAUAUACGAGCAUCAAAGAAUUCAAGAAUAAAGUGGAAGGUCUUCGGGAGAAUCUUUAUUUUCUCUCUAAAGAGAAUCUUUCAACAAUGCUGGAACUCAUUCUGGAACACACAGAAGAUUUUACUGAUUCUGCCUACACCAGCCAUGAGCACAGAGAACGCAUCUUGGAACAGUCCAAGCAGGCUAAAAUGGAACUAGAGCAGCUGGUUUCAGUGUGGAUGCAAGCUCAAAGCCAGAAAACAAAGGAUAUCACAGAAGACUUGGAAGUAGCCAUACUAAAAACAUGCCAGUGUAUGAAUGAACUCAAAAGAGAACUUCACCAUGCAGCCACAUCACUGGCAGCAGACCUGCUAAGAUACCAUGCAGAUCACAUGGUUUUGAAGGCAUUAAAAAUCACAGGAGUAGAAGGAAAUCUAGAAGCUGUAGCAGAAUAUACUUGUAAGCUAUCAGAGCAGAAAGAGCAGCUUGUUGAGACAUGUCGCUUGUUGAGGCAUGUUUCUGGAACAGAGCCACUUGAAAUUACUUGCAUACAUGCAGAAGACACCUUUCAGGUCACUGGCCCACAGAUAAUUUCUGCUGCAGAAACACUGACAUUACAUCCAUCUAGUAAGAUUGCAAAAGAAAAUCUUGAUGUGUUCUGUGAGGCUUGGGAGUCCCAGCUGAGUGACAUGUCCAUGUUGUUAAGAGAAAUCAAUGAUGUGUUUGAGGGAAGACGAGGAGAGAAGCGUGCCUACCUAUCACUUCCCAGGCCAGGGAAGCAUAAUGUGAAUCUGAAAGCAUUAAAGCCAGUCAAACUUGAUACUGAGGAACAAGCAAAACUUGGAAAACUUGGAUUAGAACUGCAUUUGCUCACAUCUGAUGUAGACUCUGAGACUGAGAAAUGGGAGGACCAGGAGAAUGAGAUUGUGCGCCAUGGACAAAGUAUAUCCAGCAUGGCCCACUCCAUGUACUUAUUUACCAGAGGAGAAGGGCUGCUGAAGACUACCCAGGAUUUAUUUCACCAAGCAGAGGUUUUUGCUACAGAGGGCAUAAAGCUUGCUUCAGUUCUCACUGCCUUUUCUAAUCAGCUAGAAGACGAUGACAAACCUUUGCUUUUGUUGGAGAUUGACAAGCUGAUCCCUGUGUGCCAGCAGCUUCAGAUAACAGCUAAAACCAUUGUUCAGGGGAAAAAUGCUACUUUUACAAAGGUUGACACAUGCAUUCGGAAAACAAAAGGUGUGAUGACCAUUUUAUCCCAAGUUCUCCCACUCAGCUGCAAGCUACUGAAAAAGUGUGGAACUGGAAAUGGCUGGCUUAGAUCACCUCAUCCAUGGAGAGAGAACAGAUUACAAAGAAAUACAAAUGAAGACAGCAUGGAAGGGAAAACUGAUGCCUUUGGAAUAAAAUCCUUGGAACAUCAUGUAGCAAAUCUGACAUUUUUAGAGAGCAAAUAAUUGUAGUAUUUAGGAAUGGAAGAACUUCAUGUGGAAAUUACAAACUGGCUAAAGUUUCAAAGCUGCUUUCUUUUGUGAAAGAUAAAGCAGGUUAUUUGAAUUAAAGCUGUUGUGACCUUCUCACAUCUAAUAGAUGUCAUGGUACUUAACAGUAACAAUUGCAAAGUCGGUCAGUUUUUAACUGUUCUGUAUUUUUAUAAUGUGAAUGUGUCCCUUUGCUCAACAUUAAUGCUGUUAUUUUU